Magnusiomyces paraingens is the source of this 1524-nucleotide messenger RNA. RefSeq lists its product as uncharacterized. The transcript has a single exon. The record is from RefSeq and is a predicted model, not a curated record. Gene Ontology annotation, molecular function: aspartic-type endopeptidase activity; protein binding. Lineage: Eukaryota; Fungi; Ascomycota; Dipodascomycetes; Dipodascales; Dipodascaceae. Bases 1 to 1524 code for a protein of 507 amino acids. Gene Ontology annotation, biological process: proteolysis.
AUGAAGCUUACACUUUCUUUUGAUGUGGAAACAUUCCCUAAUCUCCAGAAUCCUUUGAUGGAGAUUGAUGCUGCUAAAGACAUGUCAUUCAAUGACUUACUUGCUUAUGUCGAGGCUGAGUCUGGUAUUGAACGGCGGCGUCUGCUUCUUAUGCACAAUGCAAAGUUUAUUGAAGGGAAUACUGAACCAGAAAGUGCACACACUUUGGGGAAUCUCAAUAUUGAAGAUGGCGAUCUUUUGAUUGUAUUUGACAAACUCGCAUAUGUAGCACAAUCAGGUCAGUCAUCAGUGCAGCAGCAACAACAACAACAACAACAACAACAACAACAACAACAACAACAAUCACAACCACAGACACCAAGACUACCUUUUGACCAAAAUACCGAGACAAAUUGGCAGAGACUUUACGAAGACGUGGAACGCGUACGCAGACAUAUGUUAACAAAUCCCGUUCUGCGAUCCGGCGUAAUUACACAGUACCCCUGGCUAGAAAAUGUUGUGGAAGAUCCGGUUCAAUUCCGCGAAGAAAUGAUUAAGAUUGAGCAUUCACGGGUGAGCCAGGAGAUUAACAAGCAGGCAGCCAUGAAGAAGCUUCAAGAUGAUCCUUAUGACGAAGAAUCACAGAAAAUGAUUUUAAAAUCUAUUCAGGAAGAAGCUAUUAUGGAAAACUUUCACACAGCUAUGGAACACAAUCCGGAACUAUUUGCUUCCGUAACCAUGCUUUUCAUCAACACCACCGUCAACAACAGACCCGUCAAGGCUUUUGUUGAUUCCGGAGCACAGGCUACCAUCAUGUCACCUAGUUGCGCAGAACGUUGUGGUAUUGCACAUCUUAUUGAUGAGCGGUUCCAGGGGAUGGCUAUGGGUGUUGGUACUGCACGCAUUUUGGGCCGUAUUCACUCAGUUCCCAUCUUGAUUGGCGACCAGUUUUUGGCCACUUCUUUCACGGUCAUGGAGGGUAAAGGCGUGGAUUUCCUUCUGGGUCUUGACAUGCUCAAAAAACACCGUGCAAUGAUUGAUCUCAAAGAUAACGUUUUACACAUUGCAGACGUCACUGUACCAUUCUUGCCCGAAGCUGAAAUCCCAAGCUCCGAGCUGUUUUUCCAGGAUGCAAGGUCACCAACAGGAACUGAUACUAAAUCUGGUGCAGGACCCAGCAGCAGUGACAGCAAUUCCGGGCCAUCGUCAUCUGUUCCAGAAGGUUCUUUUUCUGGAUCAGGAAGAAGAUUGGAAGGCAGUAACAGUAGUAGUAGUAGUACAACAACAACAACAACAACAACAACAACAGCAACAGCAACAACAUCAGCAGCAUCAGCAGCAUCAGCAGCAUCAGCAGCAGCAGCAGCAACAACAGCAACAACUACACCUAAGCCGCGUACUGGACCUUCGCCAACCCCGGUCAAAUAUACAGAAGACACAGUACAGAGCUUAAUGGCCAUGGGGUAUUCACGCGAUAAGGUUCUUGAGGCCCUGACGCUGGCCGACGGCAACCCAGACCUGGCUGCCAAUUUGCUUCUGGGUUAA